This is a messenger RNA of Choloepus didactylus (southern two-toed sloth), 6685 nucleotides long. RefSeq names its product syntaxin 17 (gene STX17). The coding region runs from base 83 to 991 and encodes 302 amino acids. Gene Ontology annotation, molecular function: SNARE binding; SNAP receptor activity. NCBI's taxonomy places the organism in Eukaryota, Metazoa, Chordata, Mammalia, Pilosa, Megalonychidae. The transcript is spliced from 8 exons. The record is from RefSeq and is a predicted model, not a curated record. Gene Ontology annotation, biological process: intracellular protein transport; vesicle fusion; exocytosis. Gene Ontology annotation, cellular component: plasma membrane; autophagosome membrane; SNARE complex.
GCCUCCGGCGCCCUGGCGGGAGGUUUUUCUACAUGAGCAAAUACAGUUUUUGCAAGUAGAAGGGACACAGCAUCUUUUUAGGAUGUCUGAAGAUGAAGAAAAAGUGAAAUUACGUCGCCUUGAACCAGCUAUCCAGAAAUUCGUUAAGAUAGUAAUCCCAACAGACUUGGAGAGGUUAAGAAAGCACCAGAUAAAUAUUGAAAAGUAUCAGAGGUGCAGAAUCUGGGACAAGUUGCAUGAAGAGCACAUCAAUGCAGGACGUACAGUUCAGCAACUCCGCUCCAAUAUCCGAGAAAUGGAGAAGCUCUGUUUGAAAGUCCGAAAGGAAGACCUAGUACUUCUGAAGAGAAUGAUAGAUCCUGUUAAAGAAGAAGCGUCAGCAGCAACAGCAGAAUUUCUCCAACUCCAUUUGGAAUCUGUAGAAGAACUUAAGAAACAAGUCAAUGAUGAAGACACUUUGUUGCAGCCCUCUUUGACCAGAUCCAUGACUGUUGGUGGAACAUUUCACAGUACUGACGCUGAAGCAAGUCCUCAGAGUUUGACUCAGAUAUAUGCGUUGCCUGAAAUUCCUCGAGAUCAAUAUGCUGCAGAAUCAUGGGAAACCUUGGAAGCGGACUUAAUUGAACUUAGCCAACUGGUCACUGAUUUCUCUCUUCUAGUGAAUGCCCAGCAGGAGAAGAUUGACAGCAUCGAAGACCAUGUCAACAGUGCCGCUGUGAAUGUGGAAGAGGGAACCAAGAACUUGGGGAAGGCUGCAAAAUACAAGCUGGCAGCCCUGCCUGUGGCAGGUGCACUCAUCGGAGGAGUGGUGGGGGGUCCCAUUGGCCUCCUUGCAGGCUUCAAAGUGGCAGGAAUUGCAGCUGCACUUGGUGGUGGGGUGUUGGGCUUCACAGGUGGAAAAUUGAUACAAAGAAGGAAACAGAAAAUGAUGGAGAAGCUCACUUCCAGCUGUCCAGAUCUUCCCAGCCAAAGUGACAAAAAAUGCAGUUAAAAAUCACACUUCAGUGUUACUGGCACCAACCUCUAUCCUAAUGAUGCCCUCCACCACUGCUGGUGGACACUCGGUUGGCUUCUGGAUUCCAACUAUCUCCAGGUGGUGGCUGCAGAUACUUGAGUGGGACUGAGCUUUGAUCAGUGGACAGGUUCUGUUGUUUUCUGGGGUGUUAAUGGAGAGGUCAGUGGUUGAUCAUAUUUAAAGGCUGUCAAGAAGCAAAUUAUUUGUUAGGACAUGUGAAAACUGAACUCCUAACUCUAAUAAGGACAUGGGCUGUGAGGAAUUGUUGGGUUAUGGAACAGGGAUUUCUUCCAUCACCCUGACUUGCGGACCUUAGGGCUAAACAUAAAUGUAGAAGAUUAUUUUAGCCUGUUAGCAAUAGAGGGAGUUUAGGAGCCUUUUGUAUCAGCAAGGGAAAUGAGGGGCCUGCACAGCACAGGUGAACCGUGUGCUGCAGUGCACUUGGUGAGUCCUCUUGCAGUUUGGUCCAACUGUAUUUUCUGGUGAAAGAAAUUAAAAGUGUAAGAAAAUGGAAAGUGAGAACCAAAUGCUCUUCUGGAUAGCUUCGUUUGUGACAGUGGCUUCUUUUCUGACUCUUCCUCUGCCUCUCAUAAAAGAACACAGAAUCUCCAGUGGUAGGAGGCUUACUAAGCCAGGCUCCAAGCUCUUUCCGUCAACCUGUCUCCAAACACCUCCAAGAUCUGGUGCCCUUCGCCAUCUCGCCUUUGUAAUUUGGAAAACUUCUUUGGUUUGCGGGGGAUUCUAACCACGUCUGCUGAGGACUUCUCAUCCUCUGCCUUUUUGUACUGUCUCCUAUCUUUGUUCAUCCUUUCCCAUAACCUCUAGGUUAAAAAAAAAUCCCCCAAUACUUCCAACUUUGUUUGCAUUGGAGCUAAACAUCAAGCAGGGGCAAACGGGAUGAUUUCCUGGGAUGUCUUCCGGUUUCCAGGGGCCGAUGGACUUGCUACACAAGGAGUCUUCUUCUCAGCAGGCCUUUGGCGACGCUGAGAACUCGCUUCCUACCUCACUUCUGGAACUACCGUCCUUUUCCCCAGACUUGGUGGUCUUCCUGGUUCCUUCAUUUUUCACAGCUGCUGUAUCUUCUCCAGGACGGCCUUCGUACUCGCCUUUUCUCAUGGGUGCGGCCAGGGCCUAACGAAGGGUGCCUGGUGCUAAUCUCGACACUUGACACAUGACCAGGAUGGUCCAACCUAGCCUAAUGUCUGUCUCAAACAGCAGAAAGGUUUUAAAUUCAGGAAGAAGAAAAAAGAACUUAAGAUUACAGGCAGCUUCACCCUCUGCCCCCAGUCGUUUGAAGUAGGAAGGAACUUUGCCUGUCCGUCCUCUUUCCUGAGGACAGGGGAGUGGCCCCUGCACCCCGGCAGGUGUGAGGGGUUCUACGCAGGAGCACACAGGUUCAUCGGCAGUGAAUGGCUUAUCACUUAACUUCUGCCUUGCUGAGUUUAUUUUUAAUAACUUUUAUCAAUUGCUACCUUUUAGUUCUGUGUCAAAUCUGAGACCUUUCUUACUUUUGGAACCUCACCAAUGAAUUCCAGUGAGAGAAAGCACCAUUCUUGCUGUUAGUGAAUAAUUGGAAAGUAUCAAGUUUUGUUGUCUGCUGGCUUGUAUCUCUAACAUCUACCAAGAAGGCAGUCAUUUGAAUAAGAGUCAGAUUCUGAUCCAGUAUAUGAUAUUGAAUAUGUAAGGUGGGGAUAAUUAUUUUUGAACUCCACCUUUUUUCUGUUUUCUGAUUCUGGCUGUCCCUUUUACACGAAGUGUUCACAUCUAAAUGGUCAGCAGAAUGACCCAGGGAGCUUCUUUAAAAUAAGAUUCUGAAACUCAGUCUCAUAGGUGAUUCUGGUGUAGCCAGUCCCAUCCUGGUCAACCAAAAUUAGACACUUAGGGUAACAGUUGCAUCAAAGUUAAGCUGUAUCAUUUAAUUCUGUAAUUUUCAGUAUUCUACCCUUCCAGGUGGCCCGAUCUUGACCAGUAUGCAUGGUCCCCUCUCUGCCUACCCUUAGUUGGCUGCACUUCAGCCCAUCAUCUUAGCAGCCCUGGGAACUCACUACCGUGCCAGGCUGAUUUCACACAGGACCUGAGGGGCAUGAGGAGGCUGUAACGGAAGCUCAUGUCGGGCUUUUCCUGAGCCAUGUGGGCCUCUGAUCUUUACUGCUCCUCAGGACUGGAAUAUUACCUGGCAGUCUUCCACUUAGGCAAGUUACAGUCCUUUAAAACAGGCUUCAUAAUUGAAAGCUAUUUAAAAAUUGUAUGUGAUUUCCCCAUAAUAGAAUCUAAUAGCCAACUUUUUGUAGAAAUUGCAAGAAGUGUUUAAUCAACUACAAAUGAUAUUCCUAUAAAGUAUAAAGUAUUUAGAAGUAUAAGCUAACCAGUAUGAGACAGAAGCCAAUCUUAAAAUGGAAUUGCCCCAUAGUAUCAGAUUAAAUUUAUAUUCUCUUCCAUUCUUCUUUUUACUGUAACAAGUGAGAAAGCAACACUUGGAUGAAGGUCUUAAAAUUUAUAGGGGCUUAUUUGGAUACAGGUGGCACUCCUGUGGACUUUUUAAUAUAAGAAUCCAAGAAUUUCUCUGUAGAGCAGAGACUUGCAAACUUUUUAAUAUGAAACCCACAGUUAAAAAUGUAUUUACAUCAAAACUCAGCCCUUGUUAUGUGCAGUGCACACUGAUGUCUUUUAUUCUCUUUCAAUUUUUAGAAUAUGUUGGUUGCAGUCCACUAAAUUGAUUUUGUGUUAUACCAGUGGGUUGUGACCCUUAGUUUGAGAAAACCAUCCUUACAGUGGAACUGAUAUUUAUUGUGUAGCUUCUCCUUCUCAGGCACUUGAUGAGGCAUUUUACAGAUAAGGAAACUGAGUCUCAGAGAGGUUCAGUAAGUUGCAGGGGGUUAGUCAACUACAAAGGGGUAAAGCCGGGAUGUUGGCUAGGUUGGUGAACUACUUUCUCUUUCUCUUACGCUGUGCCGCCUCUCCACACAAAAUCGGGGUGGGCCAUUCAUCCGCUCCACCCCGCCCCCCAGGCGGUCCUUUGAGAUCACACGUGCCAGGCGUUCGCACCUGUUUUUUCCCUUCUCAUUCUUCACCAAGUGUCCCAGUGUCCUGCAGCCUCAGAGGUUUUAAUGGGGGGUAGAUCCAGAAGUACGUAAUGUGGAACUGGACUUUAGACUAUAAACGUAAAAGUGUUUCCAUCCCAUCCACACAUCCUACAGAUUUUGUUAUAUUCAUGGGUUGUAACCAUUGCUUAAACAGUGCUUUUUAUACUUAAUUUAAAAAUAAAACUCUAAAGCAGAGCUUUUCAAACAUCUGUCAUAAGUCAUAGAAUCAAGUGCUUGUUGUCUGUUCACUGUGCCCUGGGGAAGCUGUGUACUCGCUGUAGUGACGCUGGUAGCACUCGGAACAUUUUUGAAACAUUCUUUUGGAAUUGCCUCCAAUAGCAUUUGCAAACCACGUAAGAAAAGCCAUUUCAGUUUUUGUCAGUCUCAGACUCCACUGCCUGUCCUUGUGUCCCCACCUCUCGGCCCUCCUCAGCUCUGCCUCCCUCCUGCUGGCUUAGCUCUCCUACCCCCUGGGCUGGAGCCCGCCCCCGAGGGUGCCCAGAACGGGCUGGUUCUGGUGCUCGUGCUGCCUCGACCUGGCCAGCAGUCCCGGGGCGAGAAUGUUGGGGUUAUCCAGAAGCCGAGCACUGGAAGAGGAAAUCCUCACAGUCCCCGACGUUCCUCUGGCCGUGGGCUGCCUGCCUGCCUCCCUCCGAGGGCCGCGAGCUGUCUGCAGGGGAGUCAGGCCUGGACCACUAGCCUCAGUCAAAAGAAGUUGAGGAAACCUGUACUAGAAAUAUAUAUUCUGUACUUUCUUCAGUGAGAGUAUAGACACCAAAAUCUGGUUUGUGUUAACUUGAAAAAUGAAAGGUCUUUCUCGGGAGGCUUUGCCCUUCAUUGCUGCCGCAUGAAAUCUUGGGGAGGAAAGAUGAAGACACAACUGGGAAAAAGGUUCUUCUGUGAACUGGGACGUGUUCGUCUCUCGUGCGGGGUGGAUGGUGGCCGUGCUCCCCAGCACCGUGAGUGGCAGUGUCCCUGCGUCAUCAGGGGUCUAAGGCGAGAUGGGAGAGCUUCCUCCCAGGCUAAGUUAAUGUACAAAGGUCAGGUUCUGUGUUGGUUAUGUUGUUUUGUUUUUAUUUUUAAACACUUCAUUUUGUUUCUAACAGUUGGUUCUCACUGUAUUCAUUAAUUUAACACCCUUUUACAGAGUAACUUCUUAGGUAUUACAAACACUCAAUGGUAAAAGGUCCUCAUGGUGUACACAUUGCUCUCCUCAAAGAAAUCAGUCUGUUGUGGGAAAUAAGAAAUACAUGUGUGUAGUAUUAACCAGAUAAAUAAAUUGAAAUUAAAAAUGUAAAAAGUGGCAAAGACAAGUGAUUUGCCCAAGAUCACCAAGCUAGUUAGCACAGGAGCUAGGAUGAUACACAUGAUCUAAGAAAACAAAAUCCUCAAAGUAAUGGAGCUGAGGUUUUGUCAAAGCCUCUCAGGUUGCCUGCUGAGGCCUGUGGGCUUUCAGACCAGCCUCUGCCCUCAAAGGCAGCAGUAGCUGUAGUGGAAGGAGAGUUGGAGGGGAAUCGGGGGACGCCAGCUCCAGUUCUGCCUUGGUCUCUUUUCUUGUGGUAGCUGCCUUCUCCCGUUUCAGCAGGGGGUUCCCCGCCAUCAGCCCCUUUCACCCUCUGACUCCCUCCAUCCCUCACUUCCAGGUUCUCACCAGAUCCUGUCAGUUCUACUUUGAAUGAUAGUUGCAUCCAUCUCUAAAUAUAUUCAUGGCCGUCACUUAGUAGAAGACUGUGUUACCUCGCAUCCCUUACUUCAUCCUGCCCAACUCUACACCCCUCCUCAUGUCACUGCCUUCCUUUUCCUGCUCAAGAGUUUUCAGGGGCCCCCGCUGAAGGCCGGGUAGCGUUCGGAUGCCUUAGGCAGCUGCGGCUUGGGCUUUCUGGCCUCAGCCUCCUCUCUUCAUAUUCACUAUUCACCCCCGACAGUGCCACUAAAAAUCAGACAUUCCACAGGAACAACUUAGAGAUUUUUCUACAGCGAAGGUAUAAGCUGGUCAUAAACUGUUUACAUUUUUCCAAUCUAAAAUAAUCUGUUAUACUUCAUUUUCCAAAAUAUAUAGUCAGCUGAGAUUUGUUGAAGCCCUUGAACAGGCCCAAAGUUGUUUCUUAGGGAGAAGAAAGCUUUUCUCCUCCAAAAGAAAUUAUAUUCAAUUUCCUUUACCUUCAGAAUGUCAGUCUCGUCAGCUGUGCAUCUGAUAGCCCAGGCAUGAGGGGUCUUCCUCAGCAGAAACAUACUUGAGCCUAGAAUGGACCAUUGUCCAGCUCCCAUGAAAAACUUGACUAAUAUUUGAGAAGGACAGUUGACAUUACAUGUUUUCCAUACAUUUCUGAAAGUAUUUGAAAUUAUUUUCUUGUAUUAAAAUGGAUAAUCACUUGAAGUAUGUCUACCUAGCUACAUUAAUUAAAUCCACUAAAGAUGUUUUACCUUUUAUUGUUAAAUCCUUAGUGUUAGCAGGGGUCAGCAUAAGAAAAGGCCUAAUGGUGAGAAGUUGGGCAAAUUCUCUCUUACUGAAUUCACUGAUUAUUUAUAAUGUUGCCAAGUGGUGUUUGUAUAAGGAAAUAUGCAAUAAAUUCAUUUAUUCAAUGAA